Messenger RNA from Brassica oleracea var. oleracea, 471 nucleotides. RefSeq lists its product as uncharacterized. NCBI's taxonomy places the organism in Eukaryota, Viridiplantae, Streptophyta, Magnoliopsida, Brassicales, Brassicaceae. The record is from RefSeq and is a predicted model, not a curated record. The coding region runs from base 1 to 471 and encodes 156 amino acids. The transcript has a single exon.
AUGCUAGAGACAGUUCCUCAUCUAUUCCUCCACUGCGACUACGCCAAGAAAGUGUGGGCAUCCUCUCUGUUCUCACCGCACUUCGACCCCGACAACUUUACGGACAUUACAGCAUUUUCUGAUGCAUUGAAACACUGCAAAAGCUCAGUCUGCCUCCCUCCCCUGGGAAUUUUAUCAGAUAUAUUCCCAUGGGUCUGCUGGAGCUUAUGGACAGCUAGAAACAAACUGAUUUUUGAGGAUAGGAAGAUAUCACCUGAGGAGUCAGUUUCUAAGGCUAUCUGGAAUGCCCGAGAAUGGAACUCAGCACAAAGUGUUACCUCACCACCACCAGAACCGCGACACAAGACGUUGAACAUACCCGAUCAGGAUGUUCUAACUCUUGGUUUCUCUGAUGCUGCUUGGAAAAAAGAAACUAAUACUGCAGCUUAUGGAUGUAUCUUCUUCAACAAGGAAGGACAGAUCAUACACUAG